Messenger RNA from Dracunculus medinensis (Guinea worm), 1911 nucleotides. NCBI's taxonomy places the organism in Eukaryota, Metazoa, Nematoda, Chromadorea, Rhabditida, Dracunculidae. The record is from the annotation of a GenBank genome assembly.
AUGGCCUAUAUUCCAAAAAAUAUCCUGAUAACGGGUGGGUGCGGAUUUAUUGGUUCGAAUUUCAUCAAUUAUAUCUUCCACAAAUGGGAUAAAACAAAUUUUAUAAAUGUAGACAAACUAAUCUUGAAUUCGGAUGCUCGAUAUAUAAGUGAUGAUGUAAUUUUCUCUGGUCGAUAUAAGUUGAUUACUUGUGAUAUAAAAAACAGUAUAAUCAUAAAACAAGCGUUGGUUGAUAAUCAGAUCGACACGAUUAUUCAUUUUGCUGCUGACUGUACAUCAACGAGAUGCUAUGAAUUUCCGAUCGAAUCGCUUGAAAACAAUACAAUUUCGUUUAUUAAAUUUUUUGAUGUUAUUCGGUCUUAUGGAUUUGUCAGAAAAUUCAUUCACAUUAGUACGGAUGAGGUUUACGGUGAUUCAAAUUUGGCUGCUGAUGAAAAAGGUAAAAUGGAAGAUUCGGUAUUAUCGCCUGGAAAUACUUAUGCUGCUACCAAAGCUGCUUGUGAAUCUUUUGCUCAUUCAUAUCGUUUAAAAUUUGGAUUACCCAUUAUAAUUCUUAGAAUUAAUAAUAUUUAUGGGCCAAAUCAGUGGGACGUUAAGCUUGUACCAAGAUAUAUUGAAUUAGCAGUGAAUAAGGAAAAAUUCACAGUGCAAGGAACGGGAGAACAGCUUCGAUCAUGGUUAUUUGUGGAUGAUGCAUCUGAAGGAAUACGAGUCACAGUUGAAAAAGGAGAAAUAGGCGAAAUCUAUAAUUUAGGAACUUAUUUUGAGAUGAACAUUUUGGAUGUGGCUCGUAAAAUCCAAUCAGAAGUGGACAAACAACUAAAGCGCCAACCGGUCCACGUUGAAUUUAUCACUAUUCCGGAUCGACCAUAUAAUGAUUUGCGAUAUCUUUUGGAUAUAAAUAAAGUAAAUAAAGAGUUAGGAUGGACUCCGAAAAUUCCCUUUGAUGAAGGCAUUCGGCGAAUAGUUGAAUCAACUUUGAAACCAAAACUUCAUUCUCAGCGAAUGAAAGUCAUAAUCUAUGGGGGAAAUGGGUGGAUCGGGCAACAAAUGCAAAAAAUGCUCAGAGAGAGGAAAAUUCCAUUUCUACUCGCGAAAAGUAAAUUAGGAGUUGUCUCCGAUGCAGAGGUAAUUGAUGAGCUAAAUGAAUUUUGUGGAACUCAUGUAUUGUGCUGCAUCGGUAGAACGCAUGGAGGGUCAUAUAAAACAAUCGAGUACCUUGAAGGAGGUCCUGAUAAAACUUAUGAAAAUGUUCGUGAUAAUCUGUAUAGUGUUACAAUACUAGCAGAAAUUUGUUAUAAAUUGGGCCUUCAUUAUACUUAUAUUGGUACAGGAUAUUUAUUCUCCUACGACAAGGAUCAUCCAAUAGGUGGCGAAGGCUUCAAGGAUAAUGAUUUACCGAAUUUUUAUGGGAAUUCAUAUUCGGUGGUAAAAGGGUUCACAGAUCAAAUGAUGAAACAAUUUAAUGGUGGUAUUAGAGAAAAUUUGAAUGCUCGGAUAACACUGCCAUUAAAUUUCGAAUUAAUUGAUGAAAGGAACUUGCUAACAAAAAUAAUUGGCUAUAAGCAAAUUUUUGAUAUACCAGUGUCUAUUACCAUUCUUGACGAUUGUAUACCAGCGUUAUUAAAGCUUAUGGAGAAACGCUUUGGUGGUAAUUUAAAUCUCGUCAAUCCUAUUCCAAUUAGCCUUCAUGAGAUUUUGCAGCUAUAUAAAAAGAUCGUUGACCCAACUCUUCCCGACAGUGAAGUUUUUGAUGCUUCUUCCGAUAAAGGUAAGCAUCUAUUGAGCACAAAAGCGAAUUGUACAUUGGAUACAACGCUUUUAAAAGAAAUUUAUCCGGGAAUGCCAACCAGCAUUGAAGGACUUCAAACUGGUUUCAAAAAAUUAACUUUAAUUGGAACUACUCUUUAA